Molecule: messenger RNA, 1786 nt
Organism: Hyphopichia burtonii NRRL Y-1933
Lineage: Eukaryota; Fungi; Ascomycota; Pichiomycetes; Serinales; Debaryomycetaceae
Gene: SWD1
Product: COMPASS subunit protein
Exons: 1
Coding region: 62-1348 (428 amino acids)
Cellular component (GO): Set1C/COMPASS complex
Molecular function (GO): protein binding
Source: RefSeq, a predicted model, not a curated record
UUCGUUUUUACGUAUUUAGUUUUUCAACAAUUACAUCUUGUUAAGAGUUUCGAGACAAAAAAUGAACUUAUCGUUACAGGAUCCAUUCUCGGUGGCAAAGGAGUAUCCGGAUACUCUUAACCAGACGUUACAAUAUGGGCAUUCUGUUGUGAUUCAGUUCAAUAACAAGGGAGAUUACUUAGCGUCCGGGUUGAGUGAUGGGACGAUUGUGAUUUACGAUUUGACUAGUAAUGGGAGUAUAAUAGCGAUACUUAACGGCCACAUACGGCCUAUUAGCUCGAUAAGCUGGUCGAGCUGCGGUCGGUACUUACUCUCAAGCUCGCAGGAUUGGUAUGUUAUACUAUGGGACUUGCAAAAAGUUAACCAGGAAGAGGAGACCAUAACGCCAGUGAUCCGGAAAAUCAAGUUUGACGGGCCCAUCUGGUCGUCGAUGUUGAACCCUCAAGAACCCUUUGAGUUUGUUGCCUCGCUUUUCGAAGAUGAUCCGGUUUAUGUUAAUAUGAAAGAUGCAGAUGAGAUCAAGAUCCAUAAAUUGGGUACUACUCCGUUAAAUGAAGGGGAUAUGGGUAAACACGUUACCUUGGUUGUGAUAUUUACUCCUGGAGGCGGAGAGUUUAUAUUUAGUGGGACUAGUAAAGGAUGGAUUAAUAUAUUUCGUACUAAAGAUUUAAAAAUGGUUCAUUCAUUCAAAAUAGCCAAUUCUAAUAUUAAAACACUAAUGAUUCUGAUGAACGGACGUAAACUAGCCGUCAACUCUUCGGAUAGAAUCAUACGACAGAUCAAUUUACCCGAUCUUGCCAACGAAAAUGAAGAAUGGGAAUUUGAAGUUGAACAUAAGUAUCAAGACGUGGUGAAUAAAUUACAGUGGAAUACGGUAAGUUUCAACCACAACGCCGAAUUUUUGGUUGCGUCUACAUUCGGACAAUCGCUGCAAGAUCUUUACGUCUGGGAAACCAGUCUAGGAUCGUUGAUUAAGAUUUUAGAAGGAAGUCCAGAAGAACUCAUUGACGUCAAAUGGAACUAUUACCGAUGCAUGAUUGGAUCUACCGGCUUGGACAGCGGCGCCGUUUACCUUUGGCUGAUCAAGUUCCCGCAAAAAUGGAGUGCUUUGGCUCCCGAUUUUGUGGAAAUUGAAGAAAAUAUCGAAUACGAAGAAAAAGAAGACGAAUUCGAUAUCAUCGACGAAGAUCUCCUCAUCAAGAAAAGAUUGGAGGAAGAAGACUUGUCCGUUGAUAUCACCACUCCAGAAACAGUAGAUGCCAGAGGCUUUGACGUCACCUUAACCCUGUUUGUCAUUCCGGUCAACUACUACCGUAAUCUCGAGGAUAAAUCGGUUGUUGCAAAUUAACCAUCCUCUCACGUCACUACAAACUCUACCACGAAUCCACCGAGUCAACAGCAAAACCAUACUCACCAGUCACCACGCUACUCGACCAAGACCCUGGCUGACUACAACUACAUAGUUCUAUUUAUAAUCUCACUAAAGGCAAAUUUUGCUGACUCAAUCUGUAGAUUUUAAUUGGAUAGUUGCAAUAUGCACGCAUUCCCACGUCCACGUCUAUUCCCAAGUCCACGUCCACGUCCACGUCUACGUAUGCCAGUUCCCAGUCGCUUCGGGUGCUCUCCAUCUACACAGCGUCUUCCAACCCCCCCGAACUGCUCUACCCUUGGAACACCACCACCUUCCGAGUUCGAACCGGCAUUUCUGUCGUUUUGGCUGUUCAUUUCGCCAAUUUUUCCUCGUUCUCAAAAAUUUUCAUUCACUCAAUUUUUUUUUUUGUUUUUU